AUGGACAGAACUCCUGACGCUGACUCCUGCGCACGGCUCAAAUGUAUUGCAGACCUCAGAGACGACAAGAAUUCCGUCCAGUCAAUCACUGCGUUGAGAAUCUAUAAGAUCAGUGUGACCCAUAAGCUGUUGUUUAAGCAAGCCUCCAUGUUGCUGUUAGACCCAAGCCCACACCUGGAGAUGGCUAGAGGCCAUGUCAUCAAUGCUACAGGACAGGUCACCCGUUUCCACGGAUACCUGAUGCUGGAGUUUCAAGAUGAGUUUGACUGUCUGUACGGGUCGUUUCUGUGUGAGCUCAACUUUAUCAACACCAGCGGUGAGCUGGUGGUGGUCAAGGAAGUGGUCACUCCUGAAGGAGAAAAGCUAGGUGAUGUAGUAUUUGAAUGCAGUGCUCAGAAUUACGUCUGUAAUUCUGUUCUUCUCUCAAAAAUGGCAGCCACAAUAGAGACCCACUCAGUCGACGUGGCCAAGGAUCACAGUCUCUUCAGCAACCAGACGAGGAGUAUUGAAGCCAAGUUAGAUAGUCUUCUCUUGCGUCUGCAGACCCUGGAAGAGCUUCACAACGAUUGCUACAAGGGAAUGUCAAAGAAAGUGGCCAGGCUGAAGAUCCUCCUGUGGAAUAACGUGGAGGCCCUGUGUGAGGCACACACUGAUGGCGGCGGAUGGAUCAUCUUUCAGCGACGUACAAAAGGAGACGUGAGCUUCUCUAGGAAUUGGACCGACUACACGACGGGCUUUGGGACCUCGGACGCUGACUACUGGCUGGGCAAUGACCUCAUCCAUAAUCUCACGUCCAUAGGAUAUAACGAACUCCGGGUAGAUCUGAAGAAAGGGCUGAGAACGUACUUUGCUUGCUACUCAAACUUCAGCGUGGCAGACGCGACCUUGAACUACCAGCUUACAGUCAGCGGGUAUAGUGGAACGGCGGGUGACGCUUUAAUUCCGCACAACCUAAUGUAUUUUUCAACUUCUGACAAGGACAACGACAAACAUGGAACAAACUGUGCUAGUUACUUUGCUGGAGGAUGGUGGUACAGUGGCUGCUAUCAAUCCCACUUGAAUGGUCUGUUUGGUGCGCAAAAUACCAGUGGUAUCAACUGGCAGCCUCUACUCAUGAAAACAUCAGCCGAUUUCACAGAGAUGAAAAUCAGACAGGGGUAG
This is a messenger RNA of Candidula unifasciata, 1161 nucleotides long. The record is from the annotation of a GenBank genome assembly. Lineage: Eukaryota; Metazoa; Mollusca; Gastropoda; Stylommatophora; Geomitridae.